Messenger RNA from Cryptomeria japonica (Japanese cedar), 1367 nucleotides. Its product is annotated as protein SAR DEFICIENT 4. NCBI's taxonomy places the organism in Eukaryota, Viridiplantae, Streptophyta, Pinopsida, Cupressales, Cupressaceae. The transcript has a single exon. Bases 141 to 1166 code for a protein of 341 amino acids. The record is from RefSeq and is a predicted model, not a curated record. Gene Ontology annotation, cellular component: cytoplasm.
UUGUUUGUGUAAAUUAUCUAGCCAGAGAAAAGAGAAUAUUAACAAGAACACAAGGGCGGAUACCGUGCCGAAUUCUUUGGGAAAGGCCAUGGCUCGUGUAAUCUAAAAACAGUGUUGGAGGCGAAUGAAAACUGACCAACAUGGAGGAACAGUCCAGGAAUGGGCAUCACCAGCAGAAUUUUAUUAUCAUAGAUUCAAACCAGGUAAGAAAUCUGCUCUCUGAAGCAAUUCUAAUACAUCAUCUGCAAUCAGCUUUCUCAAACAAAACAAUCCAUUCCCCCGAAAGACAAACUUUUCGGAUCAACAGCGAAAAUAAUGACAAUAAUUCUCCGCCUGGUACAUUGCUUCUGAUGCCUGCAUGGUCUCAAUCCCCUCAGGCGCCAUACAUAGGGGUCAAGAUUGUGACUUCUUUUCCUCAUAAUACGCAAGUUGCUAUGCCCAGUAUAAAUGCAUCCUAUAUGCUCUCUGAUUCAUUCACAGGAAGGCCUUUGGCAUUCAUAGAUGGAACAGAGAUAACCCACUGGAGAACAUCAUGUAUAUCAGCCUUGGCUGCAUCCUAUCUCGCAAGGCAAGAACCCCAUGUCCUUGUUAUGGUGGGUGCUGGUCAACUUGCCCCUUAUUUGAUCAGGGCUCAUCUUUAUGUCAGACCCACUUUUAAAAAAGUCAUUAUUUGGAACAGGAGCCCUUCCAAAGCGCAAGCCCUGGUUGAAAAUCUUAGUGGGAGAUUGGGGAGUGGUGUGGAAAUUGAACGUGGGGUUGACCUAGAUGAGAUUGUUGGGCAAGCAGACGUCAUAAGUUGUGCCACCUGUUCUGAGUUGCCGCUUGUUCAUGGUGGAGUCCUAAAACCAGGGACUCACUUGGAUCUAGUGGGAUCCUUUUCUCCUUCAAUGAAGGAAUGUGAUGAUGAGGCUCUUGCAAGGGCUAGGAUCUUUGUAGACUGUGAAGUUGCCUUGAAAGAAGCUGGCGAAUUAGUUGGGGCUUUUGGGAGAGGGGUUAUACUGCCCCAAGAUGUUGUGGGCACUCUCGCAGAGCUUGCGAGAGGGGAGAAAGGUGGAAGGAGUGGAAUAGAGGAGAUUACAGUGUUCAAGUCGGUGGGUUCUGCAGCUGUGGAUCUUGUUACAGCCCAGCUCAUAUAUGAAAAACAUGUUCAGUGUACUUCUGAUUGAAAUUCUGCAUAAACGACCAAGGACAGUUACAGGAUUUAUGUUGGACUAAUUUAAGUGGAAGUUUUAUGGCUGGAUAAAAGUUACUAUUUUGUCUACUGAAAGUGGUUCAUUUUGCAUGGAGCCAUUGCUAGGAUUCUGUCAUGGAUUAUAUAAUUUUCUAGCAUUAUUUUAAAUACACUCUCUCUGUCACAACGUUUUAUC